UUCACGGAUGUGGCAGUGCAGUUCUCCCAGGAUGAGUGGCGCCUCCUAGAGGAAGGACAGCGGAUGUUUUACCAAGACGUGAUGCGGGAGAACUACGCCGCGCUGGCCUCCCUGGGGACAGCUGAGUUGCUCCCACUCUCUGCUUUCCUGUCACCCACGGAGCCGGAAGGAACCAUGGGCGAUGGGAGCCGUGCCGAGGAGGAGCAGGAGCCUCGUGUCCAGAGUGGCCUUCUGGGAGGACCACCGAAGCACAGCCUACCCCUCUCCGCCCUGGUGCAGCUGGUGAAGGGGAUCCCAGAAUUUCUGCUCCGGGAGGUCCCGGAGAGCAGUGAGGAUAACGUGAGGGCAAGCCCAGCAGCAGAACCUACCAGUAAACCAGGGUCAACAGGGAAAGGAGGCCCAGCGGUCCUGGGCAGCCAGCCCCAAAUACCUUCCUGCAGCCCUGACAAGAAGAGCUGUUGGAACCAGGAGGGAGAGGUCCCAGGACCAGGAUUCUCUCCUGGGAGCAGCCCCUUACAGGGCCUCAUAGACUGCCUGAGAGAAAUCCUUGUGCCGGGUCCCCAGCAUCCAGAAGCACCCCCAAGCAGACUGUACCCCCACCCCACCUUGAGCAGACUGGAGCCGGGGUCUGGAAGCCCCCCCCUAGAAGUGAAAGUGGAGGCGACUCCAGGGGCAUGUUUCCUCCAGCAUCGGCCGGGUCAGCUGACGGAGACUCCGGAGGCCAUCAGCAGCCACCCCAGCCCCUCAGGAGCAAGGCCGCCACCACAGCAGGAAGGGCCAUGGGCCUCAGACACCACCACAUGGCUACACGUGGCCAGCAGGGCCUCAAGCUCCCCGCUGGAAGCCCUGGAGGCCUGUCUGAAGGGCAUUCCCCUGAGCGGGUCAUCACCCUGGCAGCCGUCCACCACCUCUUGGUCCUGGAGCCCCCAGCAAGGACCCUCAGAGUCUCCUAGGCCUGAGCCGAAGUCUCAGGGAUCGUACAAGUCAGAAGUGAGCAGGGGGCCUCUUCCUCCUCUGGGCCUGCAAGGCCCUGUGAGAGACCACGCUGCCCGCCACCCAGGCCUCCAUGGGAGCCCUGCCACCUCCUUGUCCAGCAGCUCCACUGGGCACCUGGACUUCAGGAGUUCCGAAGGACGUCAUAGGCACCGCCCUGGAAUAGGGACAGCCGCCAAGCCCUCUCCACUGCACCACCUGGAGAGAUCUCUGGAAGGGAUGCUCCCUGUUCAGCCCCUGCGCUUCAGCUGCUUGGCUAGCCCCAGCCCCAGCCCCAGCCCCAGCCCCAGCAGCUCCGAAGGAGAAAACCAGAGGCUGGAGGCCCACCUGGGACCCCUGCCUCUCCAGGCACCUCCACACCUCACCCCAUGCCUUGAGGAACGACCUGCCCCUGGCCACGAGGCCUGGCAGCAGACCAGGAGCCUGCAGCUUGCACCUGACAGCUCACCUGUCACAGCUAACUCCGAGGUCCCUGCUGUCCCCACUGGGCCAGUGUGCCCCUGUAGGACCCUCCAGCAGGAACUGAGCAGCCUCAGUACCACCCUCUCCAGGAAACUCGACUGGCUUGCCACCACUCUGGCCAGCCUGUCUCGGGACGUGGCCGCCAUGAAGGACCAGGUGAAUCGACUCAGGUGGCACCCGCAGGCCCACAAGCUAAAGGGCUGGGGCUCCAGGCUGAGGCCCCGAGCUUACAGAUGCCCACCCUACCGGAGACGGCCAGGCCCUGCCAGACCCAGACACAAACUCCUACGGGGCCCAGGGGAGGGUGGCUCUGUGGGGCCUCCUGUGAGGAAGCGUCAGCCUCCAGGUACCGCCCGAGGCUCAGCCCCACCUUUGGGACUCACCUGUGGCUGUGUGGCCAGAACUGUGUACCCCCCCGAGACCCCCCACCUGUCUCCAGUGCCUGCCCCCAUGGCCCCCCAGACCGUCCCGUCCCCUGAGGCCAGUGCAGUAGCUGCACCAGCCCACAUCCUAACUCAGCUUAUGGACACUGGGGGAGCUCAGGGGACAGUGCCCAAAGCGUCCUGGGGAGGGGGGCAUGGAGAAGUGAGGUGGGCGCCCUGCUGA
This is a messenger RNA of Chrysochloris asiatica (Cape golden mole), 2061 nucleotides long. RefSeq names its product KRAB-A domain containing 1 (gene KRABD3). NCBI's taxonomy places the organism in Eukaryota, Metazoa, Chordata, Mammalia, Afrosoricida, Chrysochloridae. The coding region runs from base 64 to 2061 and encodes 665 amino acids. The record is from RefSeq and is a predicted model, not a curated record. The transcript is spliced from 11 exons.